AUGGCCUGGAAGAGGCAAAAGCUGCUUGCUCGUUUACACGAUAGGGGGUGCUCAACUCAACCUGGAUCAAAUAGUAAAUUUGACGUCUCGCUGGUUAAUGCCAAUUAUGUUGACAAAGCGCAACGAGCCGCGCAGGCACAUCUUAAAAGAGACAAUGUGGCGUUCAGAAUGGUGCUUCCUCCACCGAAUGUUACCGGCCAACUACAUCUUGGCCAUGCACUUACGGUGACUGUCGAAGAUGCGAUUGUACGGCAACAACGGCUUCUCGGGCGUUCGACUCAAUGGAUUCCGGGAUUCGACCAUGCCGGAAUUGCCACGCAAUCAGUUGUCGAAAAGAUGUUGUGGAAAGAGAAACGACUCCGCCGAAUUGAUCUUUCGCGAGAGGAAUUUGUUGAAGAAUGUAAAAAAUGGGCUAAAAGAAAUUCCAAUCAAAUAGCCGAGCAACUAAAACGAUUGGGUGCCUCUCUCGAUUGGACAAGCCAGUAUUACACAUUGGAUGAGAGAUUCUCCCGUGCCGUUAGUGAGGCAUUUUGCCGUUUACACGAGGAUGGUCUCAUUGCACGAGGAAAACAAUUUGUACAUUGGUGUCCAUCUCUUCAAACAGCCCUAUCCGACCAGGAAGUAAAUCGCGUCGAAGCAGGUCGAAUUUCUAUACCAUCAUCAAACGGAGGAACUCGAUCAAUUGAGGCUGGAGUAAUGUACAAAGUCUGUUACGGCACGAUGGAUAACAAAUGGACUGUGGAAGUGGGCACGACUCGACCCGAGACUUGUUUUGCUGAUGUGGCUCUUGCUGUACAUCCGGAUGAUCCUCGACAUGCACAUUUGAUUCACACCUUGGUUCAGCACCCUUUACUAGACAGACAAAUGCCAGUAAUCGCUGAUCGUGCUGUUCUAAUUGAUAAAGGAACUGGUAUUGUCAAACUGACACCAGAACACGAUCGUUUGGAUGCGGAUAUUGUUUCGAGACAUCUUGAUGAGAUUACAACCCUAACAAGCUCAUGUAUUAAUGAACAUGGAUUGAUAACACCGGGAACUUAUCCAAAAUUUGACGGCUUAGAUCGAUUCGCGAUGCGAGAAAUGAGG
Messenger RNA from Mesorhabditis belari, 1083 nucleotides. Lineage: Eukaryota; Metazoa; Nematoda; Chromadorea; Rhabditida; Rhabditidae. The record is from the annotation of a GenBank genome assembly.